This is a messenger RNA of Capsicum annuum, 1266 nucleotides long. RefSeq names its product WEB family protein At2g17940. The record is from RefSeq and is a predicted model, not a curated record. Lineage: Eukaryota; Viridiplantae; Streptophyta; Magnoliopsida; Solanales; Solanaceae. The transcript has 2 exons. The coding region runs from base 273 to 923 and encodes 216 amino acids.
AACUCUUAGUGAAGUGAACGCCAAGAUAUGAAUUCCACAUCCCCACUUAUAUCCCCUAAUGAUUUUUUUAACCUUCUUAUUAGGUAAAUCAUAGAAAUAAUUAUACAUACUACCAAUUUGUAACAAACAACAUUGUCCCUUUUUCGUCAGUUCAUGCCAUAUAUAUACUCCAAAGGACCAAAACUCAGACCAUCAAUGAUAACACCAAGAUUCCAUCAUCUUUUUUUCUGAUAAUCGUAGUUUCCGGGCCAGCUUUUGCGCACCCGGAGAAAAUGGAAAGAGGAGGAGGACUGGUGGUCCGGGGAAGAGUAGAGAUCGAUACGAGGCAGCCUUUCGGGUCGGUGAAAGAGGCAGUCAUGUUAUUUGGAGAGAAGUUUUUGGCUGCAGAAAUUUACGCUAAGCAGCUUAAAGAGAUGCAGAACAAGGCAAGUGAUGAACAGAACCAGUCUAACAUUGAAUCACCAGUGACAGUAGAGCUUGAAGAAACAAAGCAAAACCUCCAGAAAAGUAAAGAAGAAGGAACAUUCAUGGCACAUUGUCUUCAAUCACUAAAAGAAGAGCUAGAACUAACAAGAAAAGAGAUACAACAGUUGAAGACAAGAGAAAUGAAGCAGAAAGCACCGUUAACGGAUGAUCCUGAGAUUGAUGAAGAUCUCAAAUUCAUUGAGAACCCGCUGUCCAAAGUUGAUGUCAGAACACAAUUUCAAGAGCAUGAUGAUGAAAUAGAGUUCAAGCAGAAGAGGUCUGUUAAGUUUGCUAGUACUCCUUUACUCACUAGGAUCAUUGUCAGCAAGGAUCAUGUAAAUAAACAAAUGGAAACCAGCCCUUCACAACUUAAGAAGAAAAUGAAAAGGAAAAUGAAGCCUUUAAUCCCUUUGAUUAGUGGAUUGUUUUCCUGGAAGAAGGGCAAUCAAGAAAACUAAUAUUCAUAAAAGCGGUCCGAGCUCCAGAUAUGGAGUCAUCUUUUUUAAGGAGUGUUUUAACUUCGGAUCUAGUCAGGUCCCAAUACGGAUUACAAGAUACCAAGUGGGUAACCAAAAACAAUAAUCAUGGAAGCCUUGUAAAGUUUGAAUUUUGAUGGCCUUUUAGUACAAGGAUAAUGGUAGAGGUCUCAAAAGAAGAUCUUUACCAUUGAAUAAAUGGUUGUUAUAAGUUUUCUGUUUACUAGGUAAUGUUUUUUGGUUUAUUUCUUUAACAUCUGGAGAGAAGAGUUCCUGUAAAUUAGCUCAAUAUUCUUUAGAUAUGCAAAAUAUAGUACACAUUGAA